Molecule: messenger RNA, 2297 nt
Organism: Morone saxatilis (striped sea-bass)
Lineage: Eukaryota; Metazoa; Chordata; Actinopteri; Moronidae
Gene: sharpin
Product: SHANK-associated RH domain interacting protein
Exons: 9
Coding region: 230-1543 (437 amino acids)
Biological process (GO): proteasome-mediated ubiquitin-dependent protein catabolic process; positive regulation of canonical NF-kappaB signal transduction; protein linear polyubiquitination
Cellular component (GO): LUBAC complex
Molecular function (GO): ubiquitin binding; ubiquitin-protein transferase activity
Source: RefSeq, a predicted model, not a curated record
CACGUACCCUUCUACUUCCUGUUUUGUUUUUCUUUCGCUCCCUGUCUGCUCGGCUCGGGUCGAUAUGGAAGAAUUUGCGAGUGGAGGAGACAACCACAGCCUGCCCGUGAACAAACGCGGUCUCUUCGGACGCUGGUGGACCGUAUAGAGCAGAACAGACGCAGCGGGCAGCAGUAACACCUGCCGCGGGGCUUCCCUCACCCUCACCCCUCCUCUGGCUGUCCGCGACAUGGCUCUCAGCUCGGGCGGCUGGGCUCCUCCAGCCCCGGUUCCUGCUUCGUCCCAGCAGCCUUCAUGCGGCGGCCCUGCGCUGACGGCUUGCUGCAGUACUGUUUUAAUGUCAGUCCGGGUUUCGGUGUGCCAUUCCGGGAUCCGGCCGCUGUGUCUCCCCGGAGCGGGCAGCGAGGCUCUGCGGCUACAGCUCAGCAUGGACCCGAGCCGGGCCGGAGAGUUCCGACUGGCGCUGCGAGAUACGAGCGGAAACCGCAGUGUGUUCAUUGCAGAGUUUGACCUGCGCUCGGUGCAGUAUGAGGUCAAAUCUCCUCGCUGCCAUGAGAUGCGUCUUGCUGCUCCACCCCACGACUGCAUCCGCUUCAACUUCCGCUGCGACCGCGAGGCCGAGGAGUGGGCCACGGUGGUGAUGUCAUCACUAAGAGAGGCACAUAGAGUUGCAAAUAUUAACACAUGUGAAUCGGAUGGCAGACACAACCACACAGCAGCAGCCAUGGAGCAGUGGAGCUCAGCCUCGCUGCCGCUCACCGAGGAGCUUUGCUUGGAGCUCGCCAGGGCGAUUGAAGCCGGUGACACUCAGGCCGCUUCACAGCACGCAUCCGCUCUGGCUCAGCAAAAAGCAGCACUGACGAUCCAGCUGUCUGAAAAGAACUACGCUGACGGAGAGAUCAGUUUAUCUGUCGUGGUGGAGGAUGUUUCGUCAUCCUGUUGUGUCACGGUGAAAGUCUUUCCUUACAUGACUGUGGCCGCGCUCAAGCAACAGGUGUUUCUCGAGUACGGCUUCCAUCCUCGCGUGCAGCGCUGGGUGAUCGGUCAGUGCUUGUGCACCGAGCCAAGGUCACUGGCCUCCUACGGGGUGCAGAAGGACGGCGAUACGGCGUACCUCUACCUGAUCUCUGCCCGACAAGCGCGCAUCACCCGCCAGCUGUUCCAGCAGGACCUGGAGAGCGCCCUCCUCGCCCCACCUCUCCCGCCAGGCAACGGCCCCACAUCCCAAGACUGGAGGGGUUACAGCACCCUACCCUCGAGGCUACCCCACAACAACCUGGGGAGUACAGGUGGAGGAAGCGACAGACCGAGUGAUAUUAAAGAUGUUCUCGACAUUGAGAAUCUGCAGCUGAGUGAUCAUACCAAUAAAGCCAAUAAAACACAGCAGACAGAAUGGGCUUGCCCCUUAUGCACUUUCAUCAACAAGCCGUCCCGUCCAGGUUGUGAAAUCUGUGCUACAGCCAGACCUGACACACACAUCCAGCAGGAGAGAGGAAGGAGAGAGGAUCGAGGGGAAACUGGUUUAAGCAGCAGCAGCAGCUGACUGCCCAUCAUCGCUGUCUGGUCGCCGUGUCUCACUCACUCACUCACACACACACACGGAGUGAGGAUGCUAAAUCCGCCGCGUACAUGUUGACAAAAUACUCACACAAAGACUGUCAAGUGCACUGAGAGUCCUCUGACAGCUGGCCGGCUGCUGAAGACCGGAGCGUUUGAAGCACUGUAGCAUGACGCAGAGCUGCACUGGCCGAGGCUCGGUUGAUGAACUGCAGACAGAGAGAGCAGCUUCGACCGUCGAUAUGGACGUGACCAUGACAUACAAAUGAAUUUGGCCUGACCUCUUUGUUAUUUAUUUUACAGGGUGUAUGGUGCAAACAACACAGACGGUCUAAUAUUUAUUUUAGAUGAGAGACAUGAUUUGCAUUUGAUUGCAGCUGAAGAUGAGGGGACUUUCAGUUUCUGCCAACUGUGAAGUGAGAGGAAAGUUGAAGCCUUGUGCAAUACCCUGCUCUGUUUUGUUAGUGGGUCAUCUGUUGGUGCCAUAAAAAAUGUUGGAAGCCAUGGCUGAGAAUAGACGGUGUGUUUACAGGGUUGUCAAGUGCUUUUAUUUUUUUAUAACAUUGUAUUAAGUGUAUUAUUUUUAACAAGAUGCAUUGAGUAAUUGAUGUACAUUUUAGCAGAUGAUCGAAUUUUACUCAAUUCCCUCUGAGCUGUGACAGCAAUGGAAUGAUUUGUUUUCAGUACAUAAUACUGUAAAAACUUGCAUUACCUGAAUAAACAUAAUGAAUCUAAACAAA